Messenger RNA from Moesziomyces aphidis, 2637 nucleotides. Lineage: Eukaryota; Fungi; Basidiomycota; Ustilaginomycetes; Ustilaginales; Ustilaginaceae. The record is from the annotation of a GenBank genome assembly.
AUGCCGUCGUUCAGCCUUGUCUCUGGCCCGGCGCAGCUCGUGGUGGCCGCCCUGCUUGUGGGGCGUGCCGCUGCUCAGCAGGCCACCAACUCGAACGCCUCCACCUCCACCGUCGUCUCGGCCAUCGUGCUCAACGCCGUCAUCUUUGCCAUCCUCUUCUCCGUCUUCCUCAUCGCGCGUCCCCGCUUCAAGCGCGUCUAUGCGCCUCGCACCUACCUCGUCGUCCCCGAGGAGCAGAUCGAGCCUCUGCCUCAGUCGCUCCUCGGAUGGCUCCCCGUCUGGCUCAAGACUCCCACCACGACCAUCCUCGAGAAGAACGGCCUCGACGCCUACAUGUUUGUGGAGUACCUCGAGAUGAUGCUCUGGGUCUUCAUUCCUACCUUUGUCCUCUCCUGGAUCGUCCUCAUGCCCACAUACGGUGCAAACACCACCGGUGAGGACACCGGAUUCAACCGCUUCAUCCUCAGCCGCGUCGGUACCUCCAGCCAGCAGCAGAAGCGUCUCGUCGCCCCGCUCCUCGUCCAGUACAUCUUCACCUUCUGGCUUCUCUGGAACAUCCGCUCGCGCAUGUCCAAAUUUAUCAAGCUGCGCCAGCAGUUCCUCGUCUCGCCCCAGCACGCCAACAGCGCCCAGGCCAGGACUGUGCUCAUCACCGGCAUCCCCAACGAGCUCCUCAGCGAGAAGAAGCUCCGCGCCAUCUACUCGCAGCUCCCCGGCGGCGUCGCCAAGAUCUGGCUCAACCGCAACCUCAAGGAGUUACCCGACCUCUUUGACGAGCGUGAGAAGUGGUGCAACAAGCUCGAGGGCGCAGAGACCAGCCUCAUCAAGACCGCCUACAAGCUCGUCAAGAAGGGCAAGGCCCAGGAUGCCAGCGGCUCGCUCCCCGAGACCGACGUCGAGAUCAACGCCGAGGUGGCUGACCAGUACGUGCCCAAGAAGAAGCGCCCCACCCACCGCCUCGGCAAGCUGCCGUGCAUGGGCGAGAAGGUCGACACCAUCCACUGGUGCCGCGAGGAGAUCGCCCGCCUCAACAAGGAGAUCGAGAAGAAGCGCUCCGAGGUUGCGGUCGACUACAAGAACUACCCUGCUCAGAGCAGCGCCUUCAUCCUUUUCAACACCCAGAUCGCCGCCCACAUGGCCGCCAAGUCGCAGGCGCACCACGAGCCUUACCGCAUGACCAACCGCUACGUCGAGGCUCACCCCGAUGACGUCGUCUGGGCCAACAUGAACAUGAACCCAUACGAGCGCAAGAUCCGCACCGCCAUUGGCUGGGCCAUCACCAUCGGCCUCAUCAUCUUCUGGGCCGUCCCCGUGGCCUUUGUCGGUAUCAUCUCCAACAUCAAGGGUCUCGCCAACGACGUGCCCUUCCUCGGCUGGCUCAACAGCAUCCCCAACGUUGUCGUCGGCAUCAUCCAGGGUAUCUUGCCCACCGUGCUGCUUGCCGUGCUCAACAUGCUGCUUCCCAUCUUCCUGCGUCUCCUCUCGCGCCUCAGCGGUGUCCCCACCCGCAGCGGCAUCGAGCUCGACCUCCAGGGACGAUUCGCCGCCUUCCAGAUCGUUCAGAACUUCCUCUUCCUUACCCUCAUCUCGAGUAACGCUGGUCAGAUCGCCAAGUACGUCGCUCAGGUCGCUUCGCAGCCCACCACCUUCCCUGGCCUGCUUGCCAACGCCAUUCCCAAGGGUUCGCUCUUCUUCCUCAGCUUCGUCGCCUUGCAGGGUCUUUCGGGUGGAGCUUCGCUUUUCGCCCAGCUGCCCGGCCUGGUGGUCUACUACGUCAAGAAGUUCCUGCUCGCCUCGACUCCUCGCAAGGUGUGGCACAUUGACCACGACACUAGCGGUGUCGCCUGGGGCACGCUCUUCCCGUCCAUGACACUCAUCACGGUCAUCGGCACCGGUUACGUGGUGAUUGCGCCCAUCAUCAACGGCUUUGUCGCAUUCACCUUCCUGCUGUUCUUCUUUGGUUACAAGUACCUCUUCCUCUACGUCUACGACACCAAGCCACCCAGCGAGACUUCGGGUCUCUUCUUUGGCAAGGCCAUCCGCCACAUCUUUGCCGGUCUGUACGUCGAGAUGGUCAUGCUCACCGCGAUCUUUUUCCUCGCGCAGUCGGGACCUGAAGGCAACAAGACGCAGUCGGCGAUCCCCGAAGGUGCCUUCAUGGUGGUCCUGAUCGUCAUUGUCGUCGGAUUCCACUACUUCCUCAACGACUCGUUCCGCGAGCUCGAGACCGCUCUGCCCCUCUCGCUGACCGUUGGCGAGUCGCAGGCGGCUGCCGGCAACAGCCGCACCUCGAACGAGACGGCGCUCAACGAGAAGAGGGCGCCCAACGGCCAGGGCAAGUUCAGCAUGGAGGCGACGCCCGCUUCGCAGGGAACUGGCUACGACAACGGCGUGCCCAACGGCGAGAAGAAGCAGGAGGCUCUUUCGGACGAGCACGACUCGGCCUUCUACCACCCAUCGCUCACGGGCGAGCAGAAGCCCAUCUGGCUGCCGAACGACAAGUUUGGCAUUGGUCGCGCUGGAGUCGCCUCGGCUCGCAAGGCCGGUCUCGACGCUACCUACGAGCACACCUCGGUCACCGAGAAGGGCCAGGUGGAGACCGACGCUUACGAGCCCCCUGGUGAGCCCCUCGUCUGA